AAUUUGAAUUUGAAUUAGCGGAAGAAAUUGAAGUAGCAUCAGAAAUAGUAACACCAUCAGAUACUGGUUCAUCUUUUGUUGAAUCAGAAGAAUUAUUUCGUGAACCAGGGGUAAAAGGAUAG
Molecule: messenger RNA, 122 nt
Organism: Racocetra persica
Lineage: Eukaryota; Fungi; Glomeromycota; Glomeromycetes; Diversisporales; Gigasporaceae
Source: the annotation of a GenBank genome assembly